GUAUGUCUGUGUGUGUGUGUGUGUGUGUGUGUGUGUCGCUCACCGUGCACACGCUGCACUGUGAAAACACUAGUCUGCGCGUGCACUCCUCCAAUCAAUAACACGUUAACAUAUUCCUGGUGCGUAUCGAUUCAGUCACGUGAAAGGCGUCUAGGAAGUCCAACUAUGUCAAAUCGUGACGUAACUUUGCGGCGCGAGGAGGAAGCGAAUAGAGGACUGUGAUUCCAGCGAGGCGUCAGGAGGACGCGUAAGUUAACUUGUAGAUCAUCAGUAACGUGUGGGUGGGACCGCGCGAGAAGGACACGUACAGGUGAGACGCGACCAGGUAACGGGACGCACGCGAGUUAACUUUUCACCGACCACGCGACGUCGUUACAAAGCGAGCCGACCUCCGUAAUGACGUCACGCGCAGCUGACGUCAGUUGGUAUCUAAACAACCGGCCACGUCAAACGUCUGGAAACAACCAUCUGGCGAUACCGAUGGCACUGGCCUCUGACGUCACCACCCAACGCCGUCUCACUACCGACGCGCAUGACGUCCACCGCGCGGCGAGAGCCGUUGUCUGGUCGACGUUAGACGUCUGGCUGACGUGGUUCUAACGGCGAACGUGAGCUGCUGCUGGUCGUCACACCGGAGCUAACGCUAAGCUAGCAUCACAGCUGGCUCGUGCUAACUAUCCAGCUGUGUAACGGCAGCGACUGUAUGAACCGAAUGGAACCAAACCCUAACUUCUUACUCUCUCUCCCCCUCUUCUCCCCCCCUCAGAGCGCUGCGGGGGUCGUGCAGGGCUGCAGACUCGGGUGGGCGAUGACCUCUCUGUGGUAGCCUGUCCUCAGCCUGUCCUCAGCCUGUCCUUAGCCUGUCCUCAGGUGGAGGCCCUGCAUGGCGUGCCCGGUGCACUUCUUCUGCCGGGGGCUUCGCACCGUCGGAUUGGUUCUCUUUUACUACGUCUUCUCUAUAGGCAUCACCUUCUAUAACAAAUGGCUGAUGCAGGGCUUCCACUAUCCCCUCUUCAUGACGUUAGUUCACCUCGCCAUCAACUUUUGCCUGUCGGCUCUGACGCGACGGGCCAUGACGCGCUGGACGGGGAAACCUCGCACCGUUCUGAGCUGGAAGGACUACCUCCGUAAAGUGGCUCCCACGGCUUUGGCCUCAGCACUUGAUAUUGGGCUUUCCAACUGGAGCUUCCUCUUCAUCACCAUUAGCUUGUACACCAUGACCAAGUCUUCAGCGGUGCUCUUCAUCCUGUUUUUCUCCCUGGUUUUUAAACUAGAGGAGCCGAACCCAUUCCUGAUCCUGGUGGUCCUGCUGAUCUCCUGUGGUCUGUUCAUGUUUACAUUUGAGUCGACUCAGUUCAAUCUGAAGGGCUUCACCAUGGUGCUGGUGGCGUCCUUCAUAGGUGGGAUCCGCUGGACCCUCACGCAGGUCCUCAUGCAGAAAGCAGAGCUGGGCCUGCAGCACCCAAUAGACGCUUUGUACCACCUGCAGCCUCUCAUGUUUGCCGGCCUCUUUCCCCUCUUCCUGUAUAAUGAAGGACUCAGCCUCAGUACCUCAGAGAAGUUAUUCCGGGGGACGGAGCUCUUGCCCGUCCUGUAUUCAGUGAGCACGCUGAGCGCCGGCGGGUUGCUGGCCUUCGGUUUGGGCUUCUCAGAGUUCCUGCUUGUCUCCCGGACCUCCAGCCUCACGUUAUCCAUAUCAGGGAUCUUUAAGGAGGUGUGUACGCUCAUUUUAGCAGCGGCUCUGAUGGGAGACAGAAUGAGCAUGCUUAACUGGCUGGGCUUCGCCGUGUGUCUGUGUGGCAUUUCACUGCACGUAGGACUCAAGACAUAUUAUUCCAAAAAUAAAGGAUCGUCUUUAAGGCAGCUCAACAGUAAGAGCCCGGAGCUCUCGUUGCCACUACUGGGGCAGAGCGAAGACGACCGAGGCGAUUCGGCUGUUGAAUAUGAAGACGAGGAACAGGAAAUCACGCUGCACUGAAGUCCAGAUCUUCUUCACACUACAGAGUUGGGACACACAGGCACCAAAAGAGGGAACAGUGUCCUCUGCUGUUUGUCUUUUCUUCCCCCGGUCAUGGCUUCGGGCCUGGCCCAUAACGGGCCCUCCUAUUAAAGCUGUGCAUUGACUCUGGACUUGACAGUUAUGCUCUUUUGCCUUAAGGGACUUUCAAAAACAUAGUUAAUACAAGCAAGAGUCUGCAAAGGAUGAUGUAUGUGGAGCGAGAGGCGGCCGAAGGGAUACUUUGACAGUAUUGUAACAGGUUGUUUCCUUUCUCUGCACUUGUCACACGUUGGGACUUCAACGCUUCAUGCUUUGUUAUAAAUGCUGAUAUACUUAUGUGUGUUCAUAACAUUCUGUGAAGGCCCCUACAGUGUAAGCUGUUAGGGAAUGGAGGAACAAAUGUAGAAAGUGACUAAUUAAGUGUCUGGUUAUUGAUACAUUAACUUGAAUGAUCUCUUUUGAUUACAUAAAUUGGUAAAUCUGCUGGUAAUUUCCAUGAUUAAUUAUUUUUCUGGUCAAAAAUAUUCUCAGAAUAAACACAAAGAAAAUGAACCUUUACAAUUUUCUAAA
Messenger RNA from Gasterosteus aculeatus aculeatus (three-spined stickleback), 2569 nucleotides. NCBI's taxonomy places the organism in Eukaryota, Metazoa, Chordata, Actinopteri, Perciformes, Gasterosteidae. The record is from RefSeq and is a predicted model, not a curated record.